This is a messenger RNA of Gracilinanus agilis (Agile Gracile Mouse Opossum), 789 nucleotides long. RefSeq names its product CD274 molecule (gene CD274). The transcript is spliced from 4 exons. Gene Ontology annotation, biological process: T cell costimulation; immune response; cell surface receptor signaling pathway. Bases 1 to 789 code for a protein of 262 amino acids. NCBI's taxonomy places the organism in Eukaryota, Metazoa, Chordata, Mammalia, Didelphimorphia, Didelphidae. Gene Ontology annotation, cellular component: external side of plasma membrane. The record is from RefSeq and is a predicted model, not a curated record.
AUGUGGACUUUGCUUGUGUUUGUGUUCAUAAUCUCCUGGCAUUUGCUGAAUGCCUUUUCAGUUUCUGUUCCCAAAGAGAAAUAUAUAGCACGUUAUGGCAGCAAUGUGACUAUGGAAUGCAGUUUUCCAGUGGGAGAAAAAUUAGACUGGAGUGCUCUGAUGGUCUAUUGGGACAAGAAAGAAAAUUUUCUUGUGAAACUUGUUAAUGGUGAAGAAGACCUCAAAAUCCAAAACAGCAACCCAAGAGUAAGGCAUUUGAACAACCAACUACUCAAGGGGAAGUCUCUGCUUCACAUCACCAAUGUGAAAAUUGAAGAUGCUGGGAUUUACCGCUGCCUUAUUGGCUACGGGGGAGCUGAUUACAAACGCAUUACUUUGACAGUCAAUGCCCCAUACAGCAAAAUAAACCAAAGAAUCAAAGAGGAUCCAGUUACCUCUGAACAUGAAAUCACAUGUCAGGCGGAAGGUUACCCUAAAGCAAAAGUCAUCUGGAAAAGCAAGGAUCAGGAUUUAAGUAGCAAAGCUACUGUGAAGUAUUCAGUUGGGCAAGAAAAGCUGUUCAAUAUAACAAGCACUCUCAGAAUCAAUGCAACAGCAAAUGAAGCUUUCCAAUGCUUGUUUCAGGAAAAUACUGGAGAAAACACGACAGCUGAGAUUAUCAUCCCAGAAAAAAAGGAACCAUCUAAGGUAAACCCAAGAACUUACUUUGGGAUCAUAGGAGCUGUCAUUUUCGUUGGAAUGAUUCUGAUGCUUCUCUGCUUUAGAAAAAGAAAUGGUAUUACAUUUUAA